Molecule: messenger RNA, 1246 nt
Organism: Tilletiopsis washingtonensis
Lineage: Eukaryota; Fungi; Basidiomycota; Exobasidiomycetes; Entylomatales
Exons: 1
Coding region: 263-1093 (276 amino acids)
Source: RefSeq, a predicted model, not a curated record
CCUCUUGCGCGCGGCACGCGAGUGGGCAGGCGACGAGGUUGCCUCGCGCAUCGUCUUCACCGAGGUCGCGCCUAAGGGUGUCCACAUCCACCGCGGCCGCAUCGCCGACCUCUUCCUCGACGCGUGGGAGUGCGGCGCCCACACGACGAGCGCAGACAUCCUGUGGUCGGGCACGCCCGUCCUGACCUGGCCCAAGCACGUGCACAAGCUCUGCUCUCGCGUCGCUGCGAGCAUCGUGCAUGCUACCGGCUACGGCGAGCAGAUGACGGUGCACUCGGCCGAGGCAUACAUCGAGCGGGCCGUCGAGUUCGCCGAGGGCCUCCGCCACGAGUACCUGGAUGCCGACGGCAACCGUCUUGCUCCCGUCACGCCCGAGCAGCCCAUCAUGGCGUCGGCGCUCGAGGUCAAUACGGCCAGCAGCGCAGCUCAGCCUCAUUCAGCGCAGGCCAAGCCGUCCAAGGACGACAAGGCCACGCUGGCGAGCUCCGAGCCGGCAGCAGCGGCGUCUGCUGCUCCCGCACCGGCCAACGUCAAGCAGGCGGCCGCUGCUGCUCCACACGACGCCGAGCUCGCCGCCGUCGCUCCUCCACGCAGCGAGAUCGCUCUCCGGCGCGGGCCCCAGGCGCCCUCUGGCACCGUCACGCGACGCGAGAGUGGCGAGCUGGCCGAGCUGCGCCGCAAGCUCUUCCUCACUCGUGACCGGCACGACGGGCUCUUCGACACGCUGGCGUGGACGCGAGCCCUCGAGAAGGGCUACGAGGAGGCCUGGCGUGUGAGUAAGACGCGGCGAUGCGACACACGCCUUGCACUGACGACAUGUCACCGCAGCGCUGGGUCGCAGGCACUGACGUCGAGGACACGCCCGAGUGGGAUGCACUGCCCGAGUCGGCGCCCGAGAAGCGCUCCGGCCACAUCUGGCUGUGAUGCUGGCGCUGCGCCACGAGGCUUCAUUCAGCCGACCUUUCCCUUUCUUUCACCAGACAUGACUUGCACGACUUCACGCCCCUCUCACCCUUUACCACGUAGACACGCGCGCGCCGCCUGGCAGACUGCCAUGCUCGGUCGUCCCAAAGGAUCUCGAUGUGGCUGUUGAUCAGGAUGUCUCUCGUGUGUGCGUGUGGUGGUACAGAUGUGUCGUCGGGCCAGGUGAGGUUCUCGGCUCUCAUCGCGGCAGAGGUGCAGCCGCGCCGCCGCCGUUGAAGAGCACGUCCUUGAGCGCUUGCGAGAUGAGGCCGUGGUGCGCCUC